AUGUGCAAGGUUCUGCUCGCUAUCCUCGCAUUCUUCCUGCCGGUAAGAAUCUGACAUCUAUGCUCAAAACCAAAUGCUUCCAGCCAAUUGCGGUGCUUCUGGAUCAGGGAUGCACGUGCGACCUGUGCAUAAACAUUCUUCUCACGUGCCUCGGCCUCAUCCCAGGAAUCAUACACGCUUGGUACCUCAUCCUCUGCAAGGAGAAGACCGUAGUCACCAACGUCUACGUCCAAGCCGUAAGUUCGAGAAUAAGGGGAAGGAAAAACGAUGACGAUGCUUUCAGAACCAGAAUAGAUACCCAUAGAAACACAUGGUAACUUGUUCAUAAUGUCCGUUUCACCAUCUUUGGGGUCGAAGGGAGUAGAAUGAAAUAGAACUUCUUCCGGUUGUUUCGGACACGCAUGAGUCCACAGAGUUUUCCUUCCGUUCCCUUUGUCCAGCCACCCAGAAUCGUCCGAAUCGAGAAUCAACCAUAACAGUUUCAGGGCAAUCACGGAACCGCUCCGCCCGCCUACCAGGCCUAA
Messenger RNA from Caenorhabditis sp. 36 PRJEB53466, 524 nucleotides. Lineage: Eukaryota; Metazoa; Nematoda; Chromadorea; Rhabditida; Rhabditidae. The record is from the annotation of a GenBank genome assembly.